AUGAAAGUUCUCUUUAUUUUAGCGUCUAUAUUCUGUGUUUCUCAAGCCACAGACCAAUAUCGAAAAUACAUCGAACAGUUUGUUCCAUCUUUAGUGAAUAUCAAAAAUACAUCGAGAAUUUCCCAGAUAAUUGAUGAUUCUGUGGAUCCCUGCGACAAUUUCCAUCGACAUGCGUGUAGCAACACAACUACCAGCACUUUAGAUCACGCCUUUUCAGAGCAUCUCAAUCAACUUCUAGACAAGACUCAUAUCAAGAUGAGCAAUCCAACUUUGGAGAAGUUUACGGUAAGUAAUAUAUAUACCUUAAUGAUGGCUUAUCGGAAUCGAAACAGAGCUUUGAAAAACAUUUUUCAGAAUGUUGCAAGUUUUUAUUCAAGACGGGAUUUCACUUCUCAACUUGUGCGACAUUUUCAAAAACAAUACCUGAAUAGGUAAUAGAAAACUUGGACUCUGUUCGGAAAUAAAGGGUUCUAGAGAAAAAAGUUCCGAACAGAGCCAGAAAUAGUUUACUAAAUAAAUUUUGAAAAUUCAGAUGUAAAACUAAUUCUCUCGAUGAUUUUCUCCAAGAAGUUCAAAUCUUGUAUCCACCAUCAUCUAAUUGUAUUAGUCAAAUCAUACAAGGUGCAGAUUGUCAAGUAUCAUCACAAAACUUUGCUGAUUGCUUCCAAAAUUUCCCUAUAGAACUAUUUCAACAAACACUUUUCUUCUUUGUUUAUGACGCAGUGCAUUUAAAUUGGAUUGAACAAUAUGGAAGUGUUGCUUUGGAUAACCGUAUAAAUUCCACUCUUCAAGAUGUCAAAACCUUUGCACUUGAGUUAAUAAAGGUAGGAAAAUUAACAGGUAAGAUCUGAAGGAAUAUAAAAAUAUCAAUUAUUCCAGAAAACGCCUUGGUUGCAACAUUAUGGUGAGACUGAAUUAUUUGAAGCGCUUCGCAGCCAACACAAAUAUAGCCGAUUACAGUUCUGUCAGAAAGAAAAGUGAUAUAAUGCCAAUUUUCGAAAAACAAUCGGAAGUUUACACAAAUUGCUCCGCAAGGUCUUUGCUUCGGGAUGCGCCAAAACAUGUUUUGUGUCUUUAUCAAAUAUUCAAUCAUAAAGAACUUUGGAUAAAUCUUCAAGAUAUUCGACCGGUGAUUAAAAUAUCUGAUGCUGCUGGAAAUUUACAUGGUGUCCUAUAUUUAUACCUAACAUAUUUCUAUAUAUCUCAAUACAUUAGCGAUAUAGCUGAAUAUGUAUGUUAAUAUCUUAUUGCCAAACAAAUUGAACGUUUUCAGAUGGCUUAUACUGGUUUCACAGUUGGACAUGAAUUUGGUCAUUCGAUUAUGCUCUCAAAGAAAAGUAAAACGAAAUAUUCGGAAAUUGUAAGAAACUGUGUUCAGAAUCAGUUCAACCGAUCUUGCAGUUUGUAUGAAGAGGUGAGAAGAUAAAAUACACACAUUCUCAAUUUUUUGCAAAACACAACUCAGGCUAACUGCACUGUCUUGGACACUCAGAUAGGAGACAAUGGUGCUGAUUUGAUUGGUUUCGAAAUAUCCUAUGAGCUUUUCAAGCGACAAAUCGGUGACAAGUUACACGAAAUUGUUCCUAAAUUAUACCCGUAAACUAACUUAUCAAAAGUUAUUCUACUAUGCUUAUGCUGCGCAAUGGUGUGCACCCUAUCCUACUGAAGAUGGUCUUCAACAUCAAGCUAAAGUUGUACGAACCAAUGCUGUUUUGAUUCAACAUGAUGAAUUCCGAAAAGCUUUUGGUUGCUCAGAUCAAUCAAAAAUGGUGCAAUCUAACAAUGUGAGUUAAAACCAUUUCGAAAAUCAAUGAAAGUUCUGAUAACUUUUUUUUAAGGGGAAAUGCAAUAUUUUUGGACCGGAUGCUCCACAGACAAAAAGUCGCAAUUUGAUUGGUUUCUAA
Molecule: messenger RNA, 1904 nt
Organism: Caenorhabditis angaria
Lineage: Eukaryota; Metazoa; Nematoda; Chromadorea; Rhabditida; Rhabditidae
Source: the annotation of a GenBank genome assembly